Messenger RNA from Brachypodium distachyon (stiff brome), 1300 nucleotides. RefSeq names its product zinc finger protein WIP2. The transcript has 2 exons. Gene Ontology annotation, cellular component: nucleus. The record is from RefSeq and is a predicted model, not a curated record. Gene Ontology annotation, biological process: regulation of gene expression; anatomical structure development. The coding region runs from base 106 to 1050 and encodes 314 amino acids. Gene Ontology annotation, molecular function: DNA-binding transcription factor activity. NCBI's taxonomy places the organism in Eukaryota, Viridiplantae, Streptophyta, Magnoliopsida, Poales, Poaceae.
GUGAGGUAACGUCUCUCUCUCUUUAGCUCUCUCUCUCUCUCAUAAUAGUAUCUCGCUGCAGGCGCACUGCUAGCUAAAUCAUCCACUGCAAGAAGCAAUCUAGCCAUGGCCAACCCUUACGCUUUCCUCAGGCGGCCUCACAUAGAUCCCUUCUUCCCCUUCCAAAGAAGCCUAGUUUCUUCUCCGUCCUCUCCCACAAAGCAAGCACUCCCUCUCCUCAGCCUCCUACCUGCAGCUUCAAGCCAUGAUCACAACAAGACCCUCUCUUCUUGUGGGUACGCUGGUGAUCAUCGUCAACAUAAGAAGGAAGAUGAUCAGGAUAUGAACAUUUCGCUCCAAAUCGGCCCUCCGAGUCCGAAUUGCGCACUUAAUCUUGUAAAUAGUUGUGCCAUCGAUGCACCUGUGGCAGCAUCACAAGAUCAGUGUAGUGGUGGUGACCAGAAGGUGGAAGAGGAAGAGGAGGAAUUAGAAGAUGAUGAUGGUGGUGAUGGCAGCGACGAUCUGUGCUUGGAGUAUCUUGCCGUUGGGAAGCUCACCAAGGGCAAGUAUUGGAUCCCUACCGUGACUCAGAUCCUCAUUGGGCCUACACACUUCACCUGCCCGGUGUGCUGCAAGACCUUCAGCAGAUAUAACAACCUGCAGAUGCACAUGUGGGGCCAUGGCGUGCAGUACCGGCGCGGGCCGGAGUCGCUGCGGGGCACGCAGCCCGCGGCGAUGCUCCGGCUGCCGUGCUUCUGCUGCGCGCCGGGGUGCCGGAGCCACGUGGACCACCCGCGCGCGCGGCCCCUCAAGGACUUCCGCACGCUGCAGACGCACUACAAGCGGAGGCACUGCGGCAAGCCCUUCCUGUGCCGCAAGUGCGGCAAGCCCCUGGCCGUGCGCGGCGACUGGCGCACCCACGAGAAGAACUGCGGCCGCCGCUGGCACUGCGCCUGCGGCUCCGACUUCAAGCACAAGCGCUCCCUCAAGGACCACAUCCGGGCCUUCGGACACGACCUGCACGUCGAGCGCCCGCCCGCUUGUUACAACAGGCCAUCGUCGCCUCCUUGAUAUAUCGAUCUACAACUGCUGCCUGGUCUGGUCGCUGGUCGAUCCGGCCGGUGAUAAUUUCCGUUGAUCCGGCCAUUAUUACUUGUGCAUUAUUUAGGCAUGUUGCUCGUUACCGCUUGCAUGCUCAACUUAUUUUGGUGUGCAUGAUUAAUUACUUGUAUUUACUUAGCUCGUGUUGUUAAUUUCACACACAAGUGUAUGCAUGACCGUAUUUCUCGUAUGGUACGUCUAGACUUACUUAUUGUCGCAA